AAUUGUAUACAAUGCAAUCGCUUGGCUCGUAAUUUAUUUGCAUUAAUGUGUAAAGUUAAGUAAACAUAUUUAAAAGCAUGUCUGGGGCAUCAGCAGCCAUGGACUGCGCAGAGAGCAGUGGAAUCACAGUGGUGGAUGACCAGGAAACACCUGCGCCAAGGGAAAAAACUUCCGGGUCGCCGGUGGUUGAAGGAGAAAACACCGUGUCGGCAGAAAAGGAAGGACAAGCCGCAAAAGAUGUGGAGAUGGAGGACCUGACACUCGAGGAUCCACCACAAACUGAAGCAAUCGACGCACCCGGUUCAACCAGGAAGCAACCCCCAGAUGAAGGUAAGACCCCUGAAGAACCUGGAACGGGGGGCGACGAAUUGGAGGACCCCAAGGAAGAAAACAAGGAAGAUGUCAGUAUUGACAUUGCAAGCAGCCCGGUACUGGUAGCAGUGGACUCGGACAGCAGCGUCGAGCUAAUAGAGAGUCCUGUGAAAUCCCCCUCCCUCGACGAAAGUGCUAAAGAUCCACCAAAAUCAGAUACUGUGGAUGAAGCUGCGGCAGUAGAGGCUAAGGAGGCCGAGGAAUUGGCGGAUAGGAGCAUCGAUCUGAUCAGCAGUCCCACAUCCGAGAGUACGCCCGAGAACGAUGAAGGGAUUAAAAAGCAGGAGCAACAGAAAAAUGAGCAGGAUCCAGGCGACUCCACGAAGGAAACAGAAGCUUCUGGCAUGGAAGUAGAUCAGGACUUUGAGGAUUCAACCGACGAAAACAAGAUAGAGGAAACAUCAAAAGAGCAAAAACCGGUUAGCUCCAUGGAAAUCGAAGAGCUCCCAAUUGUUGAUAAAAAGGAUGACGUCCUUGAGGUGGAGCUGGAAAAGGGCACUGUUCCUAAAGCUGCAGAGGACGAUUUGCCAUCAGAUGGAGAUGUGUUCUACGACAAGGAUUGUGUCAAUUGCAAUUGCAAGAAGCUUUAUAAACAGUACGUGUUGGCUAACAUGGCCACUUUGAACUUUUACCAGGUGGUCCGAAAGACUUCCAAGCAGCAGUUCCUCUGCAUGGGAUGCCAUGACACAGCCAUGGACGUGUAUGAGGAAUAUGCGGGUCAACUGCUGGCCAAGCAGCCGCUGCUGCUGAAGGACUUCCACCAGGAUCAAGCCGACUUUGUUGCUCUGGACAGCAGCGAUGAGGAGGAAGAGGAGAAGCCACCAGAAAAAUCUGACUUUUCGAAAAACAAGCUGCAGUUCAUUGAAGAAGAACUCGAAGAUGCCAUCAAGAAUGUGCUUAACAAGGUGGACUUUAAGGUUCAGCUAUCCUGGUCAAAGACGAUUCUCCAGGCGAAAGCGGACCACUUGGAGCGACAAUUUGCACUGGCAGAUGUGGAACUCGAAAAAGUUCAGUCCACCGCUGACAAAAUGCACUGUGCCCUGUAUAAUUCGUGUCCGGUGGCACACAAACAUCUGCCCGCCCUGGACAUCGAACCCAGUGUUAGUGACUACGUGCAUCAGGUUCCACCUGCUGGCGAGAUCGUACGUCCUCCAAUCCAAUUGGGAGAGACAUAUUACGCAGUGAAGAACAAGGCUAUUGCCAGCUGGGUGUCCAUAAAGGUAAUCGAGUUUACCGAGAGCACCUCCAUCAACGGAAACACUAUGAAGAGCUACAAGAUUAGGUAUCUCAACACGCCGUACCAGAUGAUCAAGACGGUGACUGCCAAGCACAUUGCCUACUUUGAACCACCGCCAGUGCGACUAACUAUUGGAACUCGAGUGAUUGCGUACUUCGAUGGCACCACUUUAUCGCGGGGCAAGGAUAAGGGCGUGGUGCAGAGCGCUUUUUAUCCAGGCAUCAUCGCUGAGCCGUUAAAGCAGGCUAAUCGUUACCGCUACCUGAUAUUCUACGACGAUGGCUACACCCAGUACGUUCCGCACCGGGAUGUCCGGCUAGUUUGCCAGGCUUCCGAGAAAGUGUGGGAGGACGUGCACGCCGCGUCGCGCGAUUUCAUACAGAAGUACGUGGAGAAGUACUCCGUGGAUCGUCCCAUGGUGCAAUGCACCCGGGGCCAAAGCAUGAACACUGAAUCCAACGGCACCUGGCUGUACGCGCGCGUCAUUGACAUCGACUGCAGCCUGGUGUUGAUGCAGUUUGAGGGAGACAAAAACCACACGGAGUGGAUAUACAGGGGUUCAUUGCGCUUGGGUCCUGUCUUCAGGGAAACCCAGAACACCAUGAAUAGUUCAAGCUCACAGCAGAUGCGUGUUCCAAGACGCACGGAGCCCUUCAUCCGGUACACCAAGGAGAUGGAGUCCAGCAGCAAAGUUAACCAGCAAAUGCGGGCCUUUGCCCGCAAGAGCAGCGCCUCCGGGCAGAAUGUCGCAUUAGCGGCAGCUGCAUCUUCAUCAGCCAGCUCUGCCGGAGGACGCACCAAUGCAGCCGGUGCCAGCACAAGUAAUAGCGCUAGUGCAGUGCGGCACCUGAACAACUCGACAAUCUACGUGGACGACGAAAACAGGCCCAAGGGCCAUGUAGUUUACUUUACAGCCAAGCGGAAUUUGCCUCCCAAAAUGUACAAAUGCCAUGAGUGCAGCCCGAACUGCCUGUUUAAGAUCGUUCACCGUCUGGACAGCUACAGUCCGUUGGCCAAGCCACUGCUCUCUGGCUGGGAACGUCUAGUCAUGCGUCAGAAGACCAAAAAGUCCGUGGUAUACAAGGGACCUUGUGGCAAAAGUUUGCGCAACCUGGCCGAAGUUCACAGGUAUCUUCGAGCUACCGAGAAUGUAUUAAACGUAGACAACUUUGACUUUACGCCCGAUUUGAAGUGCUUGGCGGAGUACUCUAUUGAUCCCUCGAUCGUAAAGGACACGGACAUAUCAAAAGGGCAGGAGAAGAUGGCGAUUCCGCUGGUAAACUACUACGACAACACACUGCCGCCUCCAUGCACCUACGCCAAGCAGCGCAUCCCCACCGAGGGUGUGCAUCUUAACCUAGACGAAGAGUUCCUCUUGUGCUGCGACUGCGAGGACGACUGCUCGGACAAGUCCAAGUGUGCCUGUUGGCAGCUAACGGUGGCGGGCGUGCGGUACUGCAACCCAAAGAAGCCCAUCGAGGAGAUCGGCUACCAGUACAAGCGGCUCCACGAGCACGUGCCCACUGGCAUCUACGAGUGCAACUCGCGCUGUAAGUGCAAGAAGAAUUGCCUGAACCGGGUGGUGCAGUUCUCUUUAGAGAUGAAGCUGCAGGUGUUCAAGACCUCUAAUCGGGGAUGGGGUCUGCGCUGCGUUAACGACAUCCCUAAGGGCGCCUUCAUCUGUAUAUACGCGGGCCAUCUGCUCACGGAGACGAUGGCCAACGAAGGCGGACAGGACGCCGGCGACGAGUAUUUCGCGGACUUGGAUUACAUAGAGGUCGCUGAACAGUUGAAAGAGGGAUACGAGUCGGAGGUGGACCACUCGGAUCCGGACGCAGAGGAGGACAACGGGGGACCCGAUGCCGAGGACGAUGAUGACUUCCGGCCAAACUAUCACUAUCAGCGCAAGAUCAAGCGCACUUCCAGAAGCAACUCCACGCAGAGCAGCGAGUUGGACUCUCAGGAGCGUGCGGUGAUCAACUUUAACCCAAAUGCCGAUCUGGACGAGACGGUGCGCGAGAACUCGGUGCGGAGGCUGUUCGGCAAGGACGAGGCGCCCUACAUCAUGGACGCCAAGACAACGGGCAACCUUGGUCGAUACUUCAACCACUCGUGCAACCCCAAUCUCUUCGUGCAGAACGUGUUCGUGGACACCCACGACCUGCGUUUCCCCUGGGUUGCCUUCUUCUCGGCCGCACACAUCCGCUCCGGCACCGAGCUGACCUGGAACUACAACUACGAGGUGGGAGUAGUGCCCGGCAAGGUGCUGUACUGCCAGUGCGGGGCCCCCAAUUGCCGCAUCCGUUUGCUCUAAGUCCUAGUUUAAGUUAGAGAUAAAUAAGCGAAAUUUCUUAAUUGAAAAACUAUUUGAAAUUAAAGUUUAAAUGUAAACAUUAUCUGGUCACCCUAA
This is a messenger RNA of Drosophila santomea, 4019 nucleotides long. It is a transcript of the gene egg, whose product is annotated as histone-lysine N-methyltransferase eggless. Gene Ontology annotation, biological process: negative regulation of gene expression; heterochromatin organization. NCBI's taxonomy places the organism in Eukaryota, Metazoa, Arthropoda, Insecta, Diptera, Drosophilidae. Bases 78 to 3923 code for a protein of 1281 amino acids. The record is from RefSeq and is a predicted model, not a curated record. Gene Ontology annotation, molecular function: histone H3K9 methyltransferase activity; DNA binding; protein binding. Gene Ontology annotation, cellular component: nucleus. The transcript is spliced from 8 exons.